AUGACGACGGCAGCACGAAUUUCGUGCUGGUUAAUAAUAUUUCUAGGAUUUUGUGCUGUUUCGAUCAAUGGCAACUACCUCGAUCAAUUUUAUUGCGGCAAAGACAACUGUUACGAGCUACUGGGCGUAACGAGAGAAAGCACCAAGCAGGAAAUCGCCAAAAGCUACCGACAACUUGCGCGAAAGUUCCAUCCGGAUCUGCAUCAUGGCGUGGAACAGAAGCAGGUGGCCGAAGAAUCUUUCAAAAAAAUUGCAACGGCCUACGAAGUGUUGAAAGAUGAAGAAUCUCGCAACGAUUACAACUAUAUGCUGGAUAAUCCACAGGCAUACUAUUCACACUUUUACCGGUACUAUCGUAGGAAAGCUAAAAUCGAUGUACGUCUGGUAAUCGUCGUUACGAUAAGCAUAAUCUCUUGUAUUCAGUACGUAACGCGAUGGCAAAGGUAUGACACCGCUAUCAAAUAUUUCAUGUCUUUACCAAAAUACCGCAACAAAGCGCUGGAAAUGAUAAAUCAAUCGCAAAGCAACGGCAAUGGUAUGUCUGGCGGUGGCAAGCAUCGCGCUAAGUUAUCGAAAGCAGAAAUCAGAAAAGAAAAUGAUGAACAAAUCCGUAAGGUUAUCGAAAACAAUAUGGACAUUCAAGGAGCUUAUGCUAAGCCCGAGAUAAAAGAUAUUCUUUGGAUUCAACUGUUUCUGUUACCAUAUACUAUCGGUCGUUAUUUUUGCUGGAAUGCACGAUGGAUUUGGAAGUUCAAUAUCCUGAAACAUCCUUACGGGCGAGAAGAACAACUGUAUCUCAUCCGGAAGUACAUGAAGCUAACUUCGGUGCAGUUUAAUUCGAUCGCAACGGAAAAUGUGGAUCAAUUUUUGAAGGAACAGCUGUGGGUAAAAUCUAAUUUUGACCGAUUUAAGGCAGAACAGGAGAACGAGAAGAAAAAACAAAUGGCAGACAAUCCACGUUACAAAGCAUACCGCAGGUAUAUGAAAAAUCAUGGGCCUGGUCGACUAACAUUCGAAGAAUGAGCAAUGGUUGUGUUUUUCCCUCGCUUGUUUCGAAUUUGUUAUAAACUGUAAUUAUUUAUUGAGCCUCUCAGAAGACUAAGGAUGGUGAAUAAAUUCUAAUCAUGAUU
Messenger RNA from Anopheles nili, 1130 nucleotides. RefSeq names its product dnaJ homolog subfamily C member 25 homolog. The transcript has a single exon. The record is from RefSeq and is a predicted model, not a curated record. Gene Ontology annotation, cellular component: endoplasmic reticulum membrane. The coding region runs from base 1 to 1023 and encodes 340 amino acids. NCBI's taxonomy places the organism in Eukaryota, Metazoa, Arthropoda, Insecta, Diptera, Culicidae. Gene Ontology annotation, biological process: protein folding.